Messenger RNA from Ustilago hordei, 534 nucleotides. RefSeq lists its product as uncharacterized. The record is from RefSeq and is a predicted model, not a curated record. The coding region runs from base 1 to 534 and encodes 177 amino acids. The transcript has 3 exons. NCBI's taxonomy places the organism in Eukaryota, Fungi, Basidiomycota, Ustilaginomycetes, Ustilaginales, Ustilaginaceae.
AUGACACCAAGGUCUGGUGUGAGUGUUGAUGAUGAUGAGGUUGAUGGCGUUGGUGAUAAGGUUGGUGGCGUCAACACAAGUGUCCAGUGUGUUGACUUGAUGCUUGAAAUGAUCCCCGGACCGCAGUGGACUACUGCCUUCGGUUCUAUCUAUAUCCGGACCGCUAACCUGCUAUGGGCGCCUUCGGACGUCAGCAUCGCCAGCGAUGCUGCUCCUGCUCUCUCUCCAGAGAGUACUGUCAGGGGUCUCGCGCCUGAAACCCAGCUCGGCACGAUCAAUAUCAAUGUUAUGAUGACACCAAGGUCUGGUGUGAGUGUUGAUGAUGAUGAGGUUGAUGGUGUGGGUGGUGAGAUUGGUGAUGUCGAUGAUAAUGAGGUUGAUGGUGUUGGUGAUAAGGUUGGUGGCAUCAGCACGAGUGUCCAGUGUGUUGACUUGAUGCUUGAAGUGAUCCCCGGACCGCAGUGGACUACUGCCUUCGGUUCUAUCUAUAUCCGGACUGCUAACCUGCUAUGGGCGCCUUCGGACGUCAGGUAG